AUGGCGGAUACCUUGCAAAGCGCCUCCAAGUCCUUCCGUGGUGCCGUCAGUGGUGUGAUGAUGAAAAUGCUGUCUGCCCAGCAGAUCGCCGGCAGCAUGAAUGACAAGCUCUUGCCGCCAUCCAUGCCCAAGACCUACACAACUGGGCUGUGCCCCUACUUCGUUGCCCGUCAUCUGCUGCAGCCGAUCUACUAUGUCUACCUGCCGGAGCCUGGCGAAGCGGCCCAGUCGGACCUCGAGUCGGACGAAGUCGUAGAGCUAGACUUUCUGCUUCGAGCUGCUGCUGCAGCCGAUCUCCGCCUCUCGUCCCGGCUGGCCCCCAAGCAUAUGCAGGCCGCUCGUAGAACUGCUCGAAUGUCCGCCUAUACGUGCGCACGUGGCCGGUCGUCGGUACGUCUACGACCCAACCCAGCCGCCUCUCCCGGCACGCCGCGAUGUGCCUAA
Messenger RNA from Colletotrichum truncatum, 444 nucleotides. NCBI's taxonomy places the organism in Eukaryota, Fungi, Ascomycota, Sordariomycetes, Glomerellales, Glomerellaceae. The record is from RefSeq and is a predicted model, not a curated record.